CUUGAUACGCAUGCGCACUGCAGCUACAGCCUGGCGACGUCAGAUGUGUGUAAACAACUAUCAGACAUUUAAGCAGUCGGCUGUCAGACAACACGCUUAAGGUCGUUCGAGCGACUAUGCAGCAUGAGCCCACAAGGACCUCACCUGUCUUCUUGCUAUGUGAUGGACGAGCCUGCCUGCUGUCUCACAACUUUGCUGAGAGUCUGCCGACUGAGAUGAGCGUGAAGAUCUUUGGCGAGCUGGAUGCGGAGAGCCUCUGCAGCGCCUCCAGCACCUGCAAGCUGUGGCACGACAUCAUUGAGGACAGCGAGCAGCUGUGGAGGAGACAGUGUCUCCUGGUUAGAGCUGUCUGUCAGAGGGAAGUGGACAGCGACCGCAAGGACGGACUCUCUUGGAAGUGGUCCUCCUCAGCAUCGCUCAGCCUCCUCGAAAACUGGACCCCCACGAGAGGCGUCAAAAUGGACGACGUGCCGGCCAUCGUCAACAUCUCCAUCUCGCUGAGGAUCCAGCCCAACGAGGGUCCCGUCUUCUUCAAGGUGGACGGGACCCGCUUCGGCCAGACCAGAACCAUCAAACUGCUGACGGGAUCCAAGUACAAGAUCGAGGUGGUGGUCAAACCUGGAACCGUCGAGGCCACCAACAUGAACAUCGGCGGCAUCGUGUUCCCUCUGGAACAACAGUCCAGAGACGACGACUCUGUGGUGUAUCACGGCAAAUACGACACUGAAGGCGUCCCUCACACCAAAAGUGGAGACCGGCAGCCCGUCCAAGCCAGCAUUGAGUUCAACAAGGCGGGCACGUUUGAGACGGUGUGGCAGGCCAAGUAUUACAACUACUACAAGAGGGAGCACUGCCAGUUUGGGAACAAGUUCAGCAGCAUUGAAUACGAGUGCAAACCCAAUGAGACGCGAACCCUCAUGUGGAUCAACAAGGAGGCCUUCAAUUGAAGCUGGCAACGUCGCGUACAAGCGUGCUAUUGCUCUUGUUUGAUUUGCCACACUGGACUCUCAAUACGGACCAAGAUUUAUUUAUUGAUGUUAUUUAUUGUGAGGGGAGGUUUGUCGUGUAUCUAAUGGUGUAAGAUGUUGCUUGUGAAUUGUGUGACCAGAAGUAGAAGACACAGCAAACACUACAUGAUGGGAAGGACAGUCAUCAUGUGUUUGUUUGCUUCUUUUCCUCUUUAUUUUUUCUUGCAAAAUUAAGUUGUUUCAUUGGUUUUUCAUGACUUUUCAUCAAACUCUGUUGUUUUGUCAUUAAGUCAUUAUUAAAAAGCAUCUGACAAUAAAGACUUCCAACCUUCA
Messenger RNA from Dunckerocampus dactyliophorus (ringed pipefish), 1301 nucleotides. RefSeq names its product CB1 cannabinoid receptor-interacting protein 1-like. Gene Ontology annotation, cellular component: plasma membrane. The transcript is spliced from 5 exons. Gene Ontology annotation, molecular function: type 1 cannabinoid receptor binding. The record is from RefSeq and is a predicted model, not a curated record. Bases 117 to 947 code for a protein of 276 amino acids. Gene Ontology annotation, biological process: negative regulation of signaling receptor activity. Lineage: Eukaryota; Metazoa; Chordata; Actinopteri; Syngnathiformes; Syngnathidae.